Messenger RNA from Gongylonema pulchrum, 979 nucleotides. Lineage: Eukaryota; Metazoa; Nematoda; Chromadorea; Rhabditida; Gongylonematidae. The record is from the annotation of a GenBank genome assembly.
CGUAAAGAAUUCUGGAAACAAUUUUGUGUUUUCGUAUACUGUCAAAUUUAGUUCAAAGGAAACGCAGAUUCUUGAUUAUCGGACCCAACAGUAUCGGAUAUUGCCACAUGCUGCUCGAGCUCUAGUGUUUCUAUUUGCCGCUGAGGAAAUUAAGAAUUUAUAUCAGAAGGGGAUCGAGCAGUGUCGAUUAGCUUGUGGUGGACAUGGUUAUUCACAUGCAUCCGGUUUACCGGAAAUCUAUGCAUUUGCUGUUGGUGGCUGUACAUAUGAAGGCGAAAACAUUGUUCUGUUGCUACAAGUUGCACGCUUUUUGAUGAAAACCGUUGAGCAAAUAUGUUCGGGUAGCGCACGAUUAGCAAAGAUUAUGGAAUAUUUGGUAGAGCCUAGGAGAUUGAAGUCUUCCUUUCGAACAUGGCAAACACUUUCUCCGCAUGAACUUAUGCAAGAUUUUGAGCAGGCAGCCAGGAAUCAGAUUUUUUCAACAUAUGACUAUUUACAACAGCUUAAAAGAGCUAGCGGCUCCGCAGAAGUAGCCUGGAAUUCAGCCUCUGUUGAAUUGUGCCGGGCGAGCCGGCUUCAUGUUAAAUGCUAUCUGGCGCAGAGUUAUUUUGAACGAAUAGCGCGGUGUAGGGAAGCUGACUGUGCUCGAAUUCUGGAACUACUCGGCGAACUUUAUAUGCUUUUCGAAAUUUCCAGCCAUUCCAAUUCGUUCAGAAAGGUAAAUUAUCAGCUUUCCCUCUUCGCUGAACGCGGUGUUUAUGAAAUUAUGGAAUGUUUGCGCCCUGAAGCAGUCGCUUUAGUGGACUCGUUCGACUUCUCCGAUCGUGAGCUUCAUUCUGUGCUUGGUCGACGUGAUGGUAACGUUUAUGCAGCAAUGUUGGAAUGGGCCAAGCAUUCGAAGCUGAAUAAAACUGAAGUCAUAGCAACGUUCGAGAAGUAUCUCGGUCCAAUGAUGGAAGAAGGCCGCUCAAAAAUCUAA